AUGUCCGACCACCUUGUCGAGACCGACGAGAGUCAUACACAGGGGAGAAGUCAGGCAGUCCAGGACAUCGAACAGUUAGAAGACAUCGACGACCAAGAAAACCUCGACGAUGAGGAAGAGCAGGAGCACGACCAAGACCCGGAGGAGUGCGACUCGGACUCUUCUGACGAGAACGAACCUAUCGACCUCACGGUACAGCAAGACAUGGAGAAGCUGACAGAAGCCUUCCCCGACUUCAGACAAAACUAUCGUCUGCUCAAGCGCAUAGGAGAAGGUACCUUCUCGACUGUCUACAAGGCCGAGGAUCUGCGCUACGACCGCUAUAACAACAGCUGGGACAUGGACGCAAAGGACAACCACUGGACGCCGCCACCACUAAAGCUGGCUUCACAUUCUCAGUCCAACUCGAGAUCAAACCCUCCCAGGAAGCCACGGAAAUGCGUGGCAAUCAAGAAGAUAUAUGUCACCUCCUCGCCCACGCGUAUUCUCAACGAGAUCGAGCUGUUGCACGACCUGAGGGACGCCCCCUCCGUCUGCCCUCUGAUCACAGCUUUCCGUGAGUCGGAUCAAGUAGUAGUCAUAUUACCCUACUUCCGCCACCAAGACUUCCGGAAAUACUACCCUCAAAUGUCCGUACCCGACAUUCAGGUUUACUUCCGCUCCCUCUUUACAGCACUGGCCGCCGUGCAUGAGAAGGGCAUUCUUCACAGAGACAUCAAGCCAACCAAUUUCCUAUACGACCCCGAGAAGCAACGUGGCGUGCUGGUGGACUUUGGUCUUGCAGAGAGGGAAGGCACAGACCACAAACCAUGUCUAUGCCAUCUAGACUCGGAGGCGCGCAAGCAACGGAUACGCUCCUCCUGGACGGCGAACGCGACGCAAGCAGGCCCCCAGCAUGGCUACCCGAAAAACGACACGAGACCUUCGAGACGCGCCAACCGCGCCGGCACCCGCGGCUUCCGCGCCCCCGAAGUCCUUUUCAAGUGCACAGAGCAGACGACCAAGAUUGAUAUCUGGUCAGCCGGUGUCAUCUUGCUGACUAUCCUCUGCAAGCGUUUCCCAUUCUUCAACAGUGCGGAUGACAUCGAGGCCAUGAUUGAGAUUGCCACCAUAUUUGGAUCGAAACGCAUGAGGGCCGCAGGUCAGCUUCAUGGCUGUGUCUUCGAGAGCAGUAUUCCCACCGUUGGCGAAAGAGGUUUCAGCUUCGAGAAGAUCAUGCUGUGGAGCACAUGCCGUAGUGACGGCACGAACAGGUCUGAUGCCGUUUGUUCAGACGAAGAAAAGGCAGCUGUCAAAUUCCUGGAACGGUGCUUGGAGCUUGAUCCCAGCCGGCGUAUCAGUGCUGAGGAAGCCCUCCAUCACGAUUUCUUGAGGUUAGAAGGAGACAUCGAGGCAGAGGGCGAGGAAGACGAUGUCAUGAUGGUAUAG
Messenger RNA from Truncatella angustata, 1428 nucleotides. Its product is annotated as kinase-like domain-containing protein. Lineage: Eukaryota; Fungi; Ascomycota; Sordariomycetes; Amphisphaeriales; Sporocadaceae. Gene Ontology annotation, biological process: protein phosphorylation; mitotic DNA damage checkpoint signaling. The transcript has a single exon. Gene Ontology annotation, cellular component: nucleus. The record is from RefSeq and is a predicted model, not a curated record. Gene Ontology annotation, molecular function: ATP binding; protein serine/threonine kinase activity. The coding region runs from base 1 to 1428 and encodes 475 amino acids.